Molecule: messenger RNA, 1013 nt
Organism: Manis javanica (Malayan pangolin)
Lineage: Eukaryota; Metazoa; Chordata; Mammalia; Pholidota; Manidae
Source: RefSeq, a predicted model, not a curated record
CGCGCUCUGCGGCAGUCGGACGCUCAUCGUCAUUCCGCUCUCGCCGCCGCCGCCGCCACCCCCGCGCCCGCCCCCAAGCACACCGCCUCCGCCCCGGUCCCUGUCACCGCCGCCGCCGCCUGUCCAGCGGCCCGGGAGGCGGAGGCGCGGGGGAGGAGGCCCCGCUUGGCUCUGCAGCCCCGGAUGCUGCAUGACUUCAUCUUUCCGCCGGCUUCCCUGCUGAACUAGGGCCGGUCCGGCAGCUAGCGCGCCGCCCGAGCCCCGCCGCAGUCCCGCGCCCACCCCGCGCCCGCCAUGUCCGAGAUCCUGCCCUACAGUGAGGACAAGAUGGGCCGCUUCACCGCCGACCCCGAGGGCUCCGACCUCUCCUUCAGCUGCCGCCUGCAGGACACCAACUCCUUCUUCGCGGGCAAUCAAGCCAAGCGACCCCCCAAGCUGGGCCAGAUCGGCCGAGCCAAGAGAGUGGUGAUCGAGGAUGACCGGAUAGACGACGUGCUGAAAGGGAUGGGGGAGAAGCCACCGUCCGGAGUGUAGACGCGCCGGCUCGCGCGGCAGGCUCCGGGCCCAGCCCCGCAGCGGCCACGAGCGCGGGCCGGCGAUGCGGCUGUCGGCGUCCCCCGCCCCGGCCCAGGCGCCCGCGGGCGGGGGCUGCAGGGCCGCGCAGCCUCCGGGUGAGAGUGGCUGCCGCCGCCGCCAGGCACCCCGGAGCUGUCCGCUUCAGCACCACGGCGGCGGCGGUAGCGGCGGCGCGGACCCGCCCGGAGCCCGCCGCCGCGCUCAUGCACUUUAGAACUUCGGGCCGCAGCCCGACCCCGCACACCGGAACGGACACGGAGAUCCGCGGCCCUCAGCCCCCGGCCCGCCCCCUCCCGCACGGCUCCCUGCCCCACCCCUCUCCGGCCGUUCUGGUCUGCAGAGCCGGCAGCCUGCCGGUGUUGGACCGCGUACGCGGCCAGGGAUGUUUGGCUGCGUAUUUUGCAUGAGCUUCCCACCCACCUGAGCCCGCUCCUCAC